This is a messenger RNA of Phytophthora infestans T30-4, 3042 nucleotides long. Its product is annotated as serine/threonine protein kinase. The record is from RefSeq and is a predicted model, not a curated record. Gene Ontology annotation, biological process: protein phosphorylation. NCBI's taxonomy places the organism in Eukaryota, Oomycota, Peronosporomycetes, Peronosporales, Peronosporaceae. The transcript is spliced from 4 exons. The coding region runs from base 169 to 2901 and encodes 910 amino acids. Gene Ontology annotation, molecular function: protein kinase activity; ATP binding.
GCUGCAGCGAGCGCAGCGCCGCACCAAUUCUCGCACGAGCUCUCUCACUCAACGGUGGGGUUUACGAAGCUCUUGUGGGCGCUUCUUCGGUCGAAAUCCGAGCACUAGAAGCUCCGAAAAAGCAGAGCUCUACAAGGUGGAGAAGUACAGUCGAAACUGCCAAGAAACAUGAUGAACGAAAGGCGCCGCAAGCUUCAGACCAUCCAGGUGGAUCAUUACGACGGCCAGGCCAUCUACAGUGGCAAUGACCUCAUCUAUGAGCUCGGAGGGUAUCUCGGAGGAGGCGCUGCUGGCGUAGUCUACGAGGCUUUCUCGACGCGUACGAAGCAACAUGUAGCCAUCAAGAUAUUGAACCCUGUCGGCUACAAGCUAUUCCCUACUACAUUACUGGCUCGUUGUAUAGUGGCUGUGAAAGGCAAGCCAUUGGUGGCGCUACCGUCGGACGAAGCGGACCUUGACGAUGACGCAGGACAGAGAGCCAAUCAACGCGCGUUUGCAGGAGGAAACCACCGCAUGCGAUCGAAUUUUGGCUCCCCGAAAGGGACCACGGAGCGUAUCCGCGUCGAGAACGUGUGGUGGUUGAUCCAUCCGACGUCCAAACAAGCGAUUGCAGCUUUCGAAGAUCCACACACAGGCCACGUACGAGAACUCACGCUGCCGCAAUGUAUCCAAGUGUGGGGCGAGCAAAUGAGUCAGAGCGAGAGCGACGCAGGACGACAGCAAACAGACCCUGCAGACGUAUACCAAGAAGUCCAAGUCAAGAACCAGACCAUCAAAGUUCCCAAAAUCCCCAAGAAAUUCAUCAAAUUCGCUCACACCCGACGGUCAAUUCAUCGCGAGAUCUCCAACAUGUCGGGACUGGAAUACCACGAGAAUGUGCUGCGCCUGGACGAAGCGUUGGAGCUGGUUCAGGACAGCAAAUGCACUACUUUUCUGGUGCUGGAACUCGCUGGAGGUGGAGAGCUGUUCGACCGGAUCAAGCUGGAUUGCGGCACCAACGAAGAGACCGCACGUCUGUACUUCCGUCAACUCACUUCGGGCGUCGCGUUUUGCCACAAUUCGGGCGUUUGUCAUCGAGAUCUCAAGCCCGAGAACUUGCUCCUCGCCGAUAACGAGGAGCACUCGACGCUCAAGAUCGCGGAUUUCGGGCUAUCGGCCAUUUUCGCCAUCACAGACAGCGAAGUGAGUGGCGGCGCCAAUGGGAAUGGCGUAGACCAGCCAGCUAUUCGACGAUUGCGCUCCGUUGUGGGCUCUCCGCACUACGUGGCGCCUGAAGUUCUCAUGGAUGCUGGUCAAGGAUACGACGGCGCCAAGGCAGAUGCCUGGUCCAUUGGGAUUAUCCUGUACGCGAUGAUUGCGGGCAACCUGCCGUUCGGGAAGGAUCUACUCAAGUGUGUACGCUACGAUCGCUUCCGGAAAUGGUCGUACAAUACCAAGUACAGUGACGACGACCCUACCGACGAAGUGGAGUUCCCGACGUGGUUCUUUCCCGCGCAUUUCUCGAUGGAACUGAAGUCUCUGAUCGCUCAGUUACUCUAUCCGGAUGCCUGUAUGCGGUUGUCAGUGGAGGAAGCGCAACGUCACUUGUGGGUACGUGGCGAGAAGCUCAAGAAGCCUUGUCCGUCAUCGGAAGACGAUCAGCCGAGCAACAGUGCAGUUCUCAACACUCCCGGUCUACCGCCAGCGCCUCAUUCAACGUACAAGAAUCGUGCGAACGUGGCGAUCAACACCUUGCAGGACGGGCUUGAGCUGGGGCAACACAUGCAUCCAAGUCAGCUCGGUUCCGUGUCUCCUCAGGCCAUCACUCGCCUGCUCUCGAAGGCUCCGAGUCCUCAUGGACACGCGUUUCGAUGCCCACCGUCUCCACAGCAAACCCUUCGGGUGAACAAGCAUCUGGCUGGCGUGGUUGGCUACAUGCCUUCAGUGGACGAGACCUCGUCCAUGUCUGGUCAGACGCCUAUCAAUUCUCCUCGUGAGGUCAAGAACAACGACAAUUUUGAACUGGAACGCGAGGUCGAUGCCUCGAUGGCGUCGUCCACAAAAGAGCUGAAUGCCUGCAACAUCUCGGAGGCCGGAGCGCUGUUUAAACAGGAGGCACUUGUCCGAGAAGCUACCGUCACUACCUCCAUGAGUCUCGCUGUGAGAGACGUUGGAAGUGCUGAAAACGUAGCCACGGCUCAACGACACCAGCAUCGCUUCGUGUCGCCUCCGCUUGUGUCUGGAUCGAGGGAUACGAUGCCCAUUCGCCUCCGUCGGAACUCACCGCCGGAAUUGUUUCUACGUGGCUUCGCUCGAGGACACUUUCGAGAACUCUCGAAAGGAGACGUCGGAGGCAACACCAGUGGCUUUGACGGGAUCAAUAUCCUCGGUCGCUCUCCUCCACUUCUCCCACAAUCAGUUGGGGCUCGAGACGACAAGCCCGGUCUUCCUAUCAACCGCACGUUGACUGAACCUCUUGGAGCUGAGGCUCAGAGCAAAGGAGAGCAGCAAGCGACCAGUGCUCCACCUCCUUCGUACAGUGAUCUUGUGCCACGUUCGACACGCUUCUUGACGGCGUUACCGGCUCGCUUGGUGCUCUCGAACAUCGAAAACGCUUUGAAGGCCACCCCUUGUCCACUGCCGUACGAGCAUCCGGAAGUUUUGCAGAAUGUGGCCAUCGAUUGGGACACGUACCAGCUCGAAGUGCGGUAUACUGGUCUCCUGACCUGCACGGUGCAAGUUUUCCUGUUCCAGCGCGGUGUUUAUCUUGUCGAGUUCCGACGUGGCCACGUGGAUAUCUUUCAGUUCAAACGCUUUUACGAAAAGAUCCGUGCGCAGAUCUCGGAAGGUAUAGACGGAGGCUCGGAACGACCUGCACCGGCAUCCCGCAAACGCAACAACUCCGUCUCCGAGACGUUUUAAAGUGAAGACUUCGGUGCCGGAUCCUUAUACGCUCACUCAUCACACAAAUUCACUCCAACGUUUUUCGUUUUUCGCUAGUAAUUACCAAUGUGAUAGUAUUAUUUUACCUUGCUAGAUAAUGAUACCCCACAAUUUAUAGCA